Messenger RNA from Corythoichthys intestinalis (scribbled pipefish), 3341 nucleotides. RefSeq names its product ankyrin repeat and sterile alpha motif domain containing 3 (gene anks3). The transcript is spliced from 14 exons. Lineage: Eukaryota; Metazoa; Chordata; Actinopteri; Syngnathiformes; Syngnathidae. Bases 269 to 2068 code for a protein of 599 amino acids. Gene Ontology annotation, molecular function: protein binding. Gene Ontology annotation, cellular component: cilium. The record is from RefSeq and is a predicted model, not a curated record.
GGCGGAGCUUAGUUACUGGCUAUGCUACUAGCAAAACUUAAAUGAUGAAAAGUCCUAACCGCGUGACACAAAAUCUAAUAACAUUUGUAUUUCGCACAACUCUGGCUUUAUAACAUUGGAGAGUUGAAUUGUUACUGUGUUACUGAGGAAAAAGUUACUUUUGAAACUAAAAAGUAGCUAACUCGGACUACUUUUUGACAACUGUUGGAUUUCCUGGGUAAACCUUGCCUACGGUUUGUUUAUAUUUACUUUGCAAAAGACGAAGAAAAUGUCGGAGCUAAGCGACGAAGCCAGUGAGUCCGAGCAGCUGGGCGUGAGUCUCUCCUUGUGGCUUGGGGAGUCCCUGGUGAGUGCCGAGGAACUGGACGUCCCUCUGGACCUUCACACCGCCUGCUCCAUUGGACAGUACGACGUGGUGGCAGAGUGCAUUCAAAGGGGUGAGGUUGACCUAAACAGCAAGAACAUUGGAGGUUGGACGCCCCUGAUGUACGCGUCAUAUAUCGGCCAUGACAACAUAGUCAAUCUCCUUCUGGAAGCCGGCGUGAACGUCAACGCUACUACCGCGAGAGGACAAACUCCCUUAAUGCUAGCGGCUAGCUGCGGGAAUGAAAGCAUUGCCUACUUUCUGCUCCAACAAGGGGCCGAGUUAGAAGUGAAAGACUGUCGAGGUUGGACGGCGCUGUUCCAUUGUACGAGUACGGGUCACCCACAGAUGGUUAAAUUUAUGCUGGAUAACAACGCGGAUGCUAACGUGAGGGAGCCCGGUUCUGGAUUCACACCCUUGAUGGAGGCUGCUGCUUCUGGGCAUGAGAUUAUCGUUCAAUACCUGCUGGAUCACAAAGUGAAAGCCGAUGAGCGCAACGCCAAAGGCGAGACAGCCCGAGCCCUCGCCAUGUUGUACGGCAACACCAAGAUUGCUAGCCUGAUUGAUUCUCGCUCUCCCAGGACCAAACCAGGACACUUUGAAGACCUGAGUUCCUCCGAGGAUUCGGACAGCGGCCCACCAAGGACGCGAGCUAGCCGCAACCGGGCUAAAGGCAUCAGCAUCCACGACGGACCCCAAGCCAUCGCUAAAUUCCGAGUCGGAGGAUCGAGCGCACCUCGCACGACAAGUGGCUACGUGGCAUUUAGCAAUAUGGACGACGGCAUGCGCUGUCGGGACAUGACUUCGCCCAUUAACGAGCUGGACGGGCAGAGCAAUAGCAGCAGAGAUGACAGUCCAUUCUUUGACAAUGACAUGCCAACCAUGAGAAGCAGUAGCAGCAGCAGUGAAUGUUUACCAAAUGUGAUCGGUUGGGAAGGUUCAGUGGAAAGCAAUGAGGACUCAGACCAGUGUCAAAAAAGUAGCUCACGUCGACUGACAAAGGCGCAUCACUCUAAAGGCAAAAGUCGGCAUGAUGGAGGACCUUCAGGGGAUUGCUCACAAGUUCCGGCGUCAUACAGCGGGCCAAAAGAUUUGGCAGAGUUCUUGGAACAACUCGGCUUCUCAAAGUAUCUGCCGUUACUCGAGGAACAAGAUAUCGAUUUACGCAUUUUUCUCACCUUGACGGAGAAUGACUUGAAAGAAAUCGGAAUCACUUUGUUCGGGCCUAAACGCAAGAUGACCUCCGCGAUCGCGAGAUGGCAUAGCGGCGCUCGACCUCCUAGUGACGCAUUGGAGCAGUCUUACGCCGACCAGUUGGAAGCGGAGAUGCAGGAGAUGGCCAUUCAGCUACACAAACGCUGCGAGCAAGUGGAAGCCCUGCAAAGUCAGGUGUCGCAGGAGAAGGAGCUGCGCACGGUGAUGGAGGGCUGCCUGAUGGAGGACAAGAUGGCAUGGAGGAGAGUCCACGCCGAGCUGGUGGAGAACCACCGGCUGAGCCAGGACAUGAGCGCCACGCUGGCCAAAGCCCGAUCGUGCGGUUCCGAGUUGCUGGCCUCGUUGGACGGACUUCAUCCGGCUUCCGAGCUGGUGAAGGAAAUCAACGCGUACCAGGACCAACUAGCGAACACUUUGCAAACCGUGCUUCAAAGCCUGAGGCGGUUGAGCGCGCCGGAAAAAGUGGCGGAUAGUUGGGAAAGGCCUUAAUCACUCCAGUGGUUUCUUGAGUGAUGACGGCGGGUGAGAUGACCACCCUAAACUACAGUAUGUUGAGGGGAGACCAUGCUGGACGCAGCCCACCCAGACGGACCGAACGGUGCACGGUUCUGACAAGCAGACAAUAGGUGGGACAAGUGACCCCCACGCGUUUGUGCUCGUGUUGGGCAACAGUGAGGACCACACCCGCAAAAGCUAGGAAAUAGUUUGUAGAUCCGACAAGCGGUGGGCAAAGGAUGGCACUUUAAACCGACCGCCAAGCAUUUACGCCAAAGAUUAGAUUUUUCUUAUUUCAAAAGAGAACGCUAAUUUAAUGUAUUGUAAAUUAUAGAAAAAUACUAGUACACAGUAUUUUAGAUUAGUCAAAUCAGUUUAUUUGUACCCAUAUUUUUUUUUGUUUAAAACACUGAACUAAUGAUGAAUUAGAGAUGUUAAUUUUAUGAUAUUAGUUUCUUGUUUUAAUACAAUAAUUUAAAAUUAAAUAUUAACUUCAGGUAAAAUUGGUUAAAUUUUUAGAACAGUUAUGAACAACAACAUUAAAAAAUACAGUCAAAAUUGUGCAUAAAUUAACAAUUUUAUUAUUUUUCUCAACGUGUUACUUGUCUUUUUUUAGUAUUUUUAUAAGCCGCAUCCACAAAUUUUCACAAGAAAACUGUAUUUUUUCACAUAUAAGCCGCACUGAAUGGACUGUAACUCACAGGUUUCCGCAUUGUAUUAUGGGAUGUUUACACUAAAAGACAUGCAGCCGAUUAGACUAAAAAAAUCCAUAUAUAAGCCACAUGGGAGGAAAAAAGCAGCGGCUUAUAGUCUGAAAAUUAUGGUCAUUUUGUUUGGAAAUGUCCUGCUGAAUGUUUUUUGAAGAAAAAAAAAAAAAAUCAAACAUUCUCAUUGUUGUGAAAGAAAAGAAAUUAAACUUAUUUUUCUAAUGAUUGAUUGUUUUUUUUUAACUCAUAUUCACAGCUUUUGAAUAUAAGUUUUGAUUGCGAUUCACUGAAAGUCAAGAGUCUUCAACAGCAAGUAUGUGCAAAGUUACUCGCGCUUCAAACCAGACUAUGUCAUAUGAGCAAAAGCGGAAUGCUGAAAAAAGUUCCAGCGAGUCCACUACGACGGCCUCGAGCAAAAAAGACGAGAACUUACAACACCUUCUAAAACUCUCAGGAGUGUGCUUUUUCAUGUAUGGUAUUUUUAGAAUAUUAACAAAGUUAGCAUGCUUAUGCUAUGCUUAGCAUGUGAGCCCAUAAGGGGAAAAAUGGCAUCUUUUCAU